This is a messenger RNA of Pseudophryne corroboree (corroboree frog), 4504 nucleotides long. It is a transcript of the gene BOC, whose product is annotated as BOC cell adhesion associated, oncogene regulated. The transcript has 21 exons. Bases 504 to 3692 code for a protein of 1062 amino acids. Gene Ontology annotation, molecular function: protein binding. Gene Ontology annotation, cellular component: axon. NCBI's taxonomy places the organism in Eukaryota, Metazoa, Chordata, Amphibia, Anura, Myobatrachidae. The record is from RefSeq and is a predicted model, not a curated record. Gene Ontology annotation, biological process: axon guidance; cell-cell adhesion.
GGAGACCUGCAAAACAUGCACAGUGUGGGGUCCUGAGGACCGAGUUUGAGAACCUGUGGUCUAUUGGUAUGCUACAGGCAGGUGUUUCACUGAGGCCAGGUACCUGCAUACUAGCAGACAUUUGUAAUCUCUCCGGGAGAUGCCCGCAGAAGAGAAGCAGGUGGGCAGUGAUGAGAUCAUCCAGCAGCUCCUGGGAGAAUGAGAGACAAGCACUCAGCCAAUUAACACCUCACACACUGUGUCAUUACGGAGGAUUAGUCUCCCCUCACAGAUGCAGGCUGCCCCAGAGAGAGGAACAAAUGUGACGCGCUCUGAAAAAUAACAGACUGAAAUGUGAGAUAACGAGCGCUUGUUACUAACGCAAGGGAAUUUGUCGCAAGAGCAAACUCUGUGCUUCCCCGUUACAGCGAGCCAAUCGCAUGUCUCCUUCCACGGACGGAACACUUCUAUUAUCAGGUGCGACUGCCGGGGCGAGGCGGAGAGAGUGACGGAGGGCGCAGCGGAUGUGCUCACAGUCCCAGCCUGCGGUCUAUGGAAUCACCAUGAUCCUGAGAAUAAGCCCCGUUGCUGUCGCUGUCUGCUGCUGUUUCCUGACUGCGGUUUGCUGUCUCGACAAGUGCACCCAAGCCCCGCAGUUCCUGGUGCAGCCGCUCUCCACGUUCCAGAAAUAUGGCGGAUCGGUGACUCUCAGUUGCGUGGUGGAACCGGCCAGUGCGGUGAUAUCUUGGAGGCUGAAUGGGGUGGAGUUGGGAGAUCUCCCGGGUGUUCUGGUGUCCGGCGGAACCCUGGUGAUUACUGGUCUGAAUAAUGAUACGGCUGGGAGGUACCAGUGCAUCGCUCAAACCUCUGCUGGAGCCAUGGCAAGCGUUCCGGCCAUUGUGACCCUGGCCAAUUUGCAGGACUUUACCUCCGACACCCAGCACGUGAUUGAAGUGGAUGAGGGGAACACGGCUGUGAUCGCCUGUAACUUACCUGAGAGUCACCCCAAAGCUCAAGUGCGCUACAGCGUCAAGCAAGAAUGGCUGGAGACGUCCAGAGACAAUUACCUGAUCAUGCCCUCAGGAAACCUGCAGAUCGUCAAUGCCACUCAGGAAGAUGAGGGGACCUACAAGUGUGCAGCUUAUAACCCCGUCACCCAGGAAGUGAAGACGUCCGUGUCCAGCGACCGCCUCCGUGUGCGACGCUCCACAGCAGAGGCCGCUCGCAUCAUCUACCCACCCGUAGCUCAGACCAUCAUCGUCACCAAGGGCCAGAGCCUCAUCCUGGAGUGCGUGGCCAGCGGCAUGCCACCACCGAGGAUCUCCUGGGCCAAGGAUGGCUCCGAUGUCAUCGGAUACAACAAAACGCGCUUCUUGCUGAGCAACCUCCUGAUAGAGGCCACCAGCGAGGAGGAUUCUGGGACAUAUACGUGCACGGCCAGCAAUGGAAUGGGAGAUGGGGGCUCGGCCUUCAUCUUCUACAAUGUUCAGGUGUUUGAACCACCAGAAGUCAGCAUGGACUUAUCUCAGCAAAUAGUUUCCUGGGGCCAGACGGCAAAGUUCAGCUGUGAAGUGAAGGGUAACCCUCAGCCCUCUGUGGUUUGGCUGAGGAACGCGCUUCCUCUUCUUCCCAGCCUGAGGCACCGGAUCUCCAGGAAAGUCCUUCGGGUGACCAGCGUAGGGCCAGAGGAUAAUGGCAUCUACCAGUGCAUGGCUGAGAAUGAAGUAGGCAGUGCCCAGGCCUUGACUUUCCUAAUGACCACUAGCACAGUUCCAGGAACCUUCCUAGACCCGGAGAUGGAAGCAGAAGUUCAGCCUCCGACAGCAGCCCCCAUCCCUGAUGACAAACAGUUGCUCCUAAAGGCCCAGCUGAAACCAAGACCCCCAACUCCGGGGUUACCGGCCCCUUGUCCAGCCGACAAGACCAAUGUCCUCCAGCCAGAGGCUCCCACAAUACUCAGCUUUCCCAGAACAUCCAAGACGGACUUCUACGAACUGGUGUGGAAGCCCAAACAUAAUGGCGGAGCCGCUAUACUGUAUUACACAGUAAAGCACCGCAAGCAGGUGGUAAACGCCACAGAUGAUUGGACCGUGUCGCGCGUUCUGGGAUCACAGCACCGCCUGACUCUUGCCAAGCUGGACCCCGGGAGCCUGUACGAAGUGGAAAUGGCAGCGUAUAACUGUGCUGGGGAAGGACAGACGGCCAUGAUGACCUUCCGGACAGGGCGCCGUCCAAAGCCGGAGAUCAGAGCCAGCAAGGAAAUCCAGAUCCAGAAGGACGACCCAGGGACGAGCACCCAGAGCAGCAACCAAUCCGAUAACAACCGUCUCUCCCCUCCAGAAGCUCCUGACCGCCCCACAAUCUCAAUGGCCUCUGAGACGUCCGUCUACGUGACGUGGAUCCCCAGGGGCAAUGGUGGAUUCCCUAUCCAGUCUUUCUACGUGGAGUACAAGAAACUGAAGCAGCCGGGAGACUGGGUCCUGGCCACCAGAGACAUCCCACCGUCCCGCCUGUCCGUGGAGAUUUCUGAGCUCGAGAAAGGAACCUCCUACAAGUUCCGAGUGAGGGCUCUAAACAUCCUGGGGGAGAGUCAGCCCAGCGCAGCCUCCAGGCCGUACAUGGUGUCUGGAUACAGUAACCGCAAUUAUGAGCGUCCGGUUACAGGACCCUACAUAACUUUCACCGAGGCCGUCAACGAGACCACCAUAAUGCUGAAGUGGAUGUACUUCCCAGCGAGUAACAACAAUACUCCGAUCCACGGCUACUACAUCUACUAUCGGCCCACGGACAGCGAUAAUGACAGUGACUACAAGAAGGACGUGGUGGAAGGCGAUCGUUACUGGCACUCCAUCAGCGAUUUGCAGCCGGAGACCUCCUAUGAUAUUAAGAUGCAAUGCUUUAACGAGGGCGGAGAGAGCGAGUUCAGCAACGUCAUGAUCUGCGAGACCAGAGCCCGGAAGUCUUCUUCCCAGCCCGGUCGCCCGCCCCAGUCUGUGAUACCGUCUCCGCCCCCUCCACCCAGCAGGAGCGGGGCCCUGGGAACAGCGACAGUGGCCCGAUCCAGCGACCUGCCAUACCUGAUAGUGGGAGUGGUUCUGGGAUCCAUCGUACUUCUGAUCGUGGCCUUCACCCCAAUCUGUCUGUGGAGGGCUUUGUCCAAGCAGAAACAGACCACGGAUAUCACGUUCCCCAGUACAGGGAUCCUGAACUCUUCCUGCCAGUACACCAUGGUGUCCCUGCGAGGAGCUCCCGCUGUCAGCACUAUCCCCUGUGCUAAUGGCGCCCUGGUGAACGGCGUCGGCCCUUCGGCCAAGCUGGAGUAUUCCGGAGAGAAGACGAGAGAUUACUGCUCAGGCACCCUGCACAAGGAUGAGGCCUGCACAUUGCUGGCGGGGAGCGAGCCGGCGUCUCCGGAGCCGACAGACCGUCAGGAGCCCGCAGAGUGUUACCAGCCGCAGAGCAGUGAGAUGACCGCACUGUGCGACCUGUACGAAUCUCAUGAGAGACCUGAUCCCUACACAAACGUCUCUGAGGACCCGGCCACGGCGCCCGCACCAACUGUAUGCCAAGGUCCCUCAUGCUCCCUCCCUCCUGUAGAAAUGACGGAGAGUUCAGAUUCUCUCACAGACCCUCCAUCCCACCACAGCCCAGCACAGACCAGAGACGGAGACACCGAUCUAUGUCAGCCCAACUCUGAGAGACCCGCCACCUAAAGGACUGAGGCCAAAUAUAAGGACUCUGUAUGGGGUGUCAGCGCUCCGCUGCAUAAUGCAAUUCAGCGAUGAAACAUACCCUCGUUACGGUGCUUCAUGGACGCAACGCACUUGUGUACAGCCGCCGCGUUUCGAGCUACGAGCAGGAGAUCUUACGUGCUGGUCUUCGUGUAUGUUUAGCCCUGUGAUCGCCAAGGUACAGUGCUGAGUGGGACGAGCGGAUAGGGCAGGCGUCCUCCCCACGCCAGUCUCUUGCGGCUCAGUAGUGUUACGCCUUGCAGACUAUUCGGGCCCCCUCGCCCUUUUCUAAGAAGAGAAAUAAAUGGAGUUUAUUUUUAUACAAUAGAUAUAUUUAUAUAUUUAUGCACUUUGUACAUAGUUUAUUUUCUUUAUGAAGAAAGAUUUGUAUGGUCACAAACAGAGUGACCAAUAUAUUCCCCCAACAUAUCCCAGACAACUGUAGAACAAUGACGACACUGCCGGAGGAAGCUGACUUUCCCUGCCACCUGUUAACGUACGGUAUAGCUUCCGCUACCUUUAUAUGCUGCCUCAGCCGGAGACCUGUCACGCUAAUGGGGAUUCUGCGCCCAGAAGGGAUGCCGGAUAGAGACUUGCCGCAGAACGUUUCUGGCUCCGGCCACAACCCCAGCAGGUCGAAGGACCAACCAGUAUCUGACAUUUCCCACAUGCACACAUGGCUGAUACAUGUACAUAAGCACUAUGUAUACUUCUUACUGCAAUACCAGACAUUGCUGCUUUCAGUAUAUUUGUAACAAAACCGGAAUGAAAAUUAAUAAAUGAAAUAAAGAUUU